CAGGCCUCCAGCAGACGUUUAUCUCAAAUACAGCAGAGUCAGCCCUUCUAUGAUGAUGAUUCCUCUCGAAUCUUUUUUCUCCGCGUUCGGGAGACUUGACGCUCGACGUGACUUCAGUUGGAAUUAGACAUGUUUCUCAUCAAACGAAGCGGGAGGAUGCAUUGUCACGGCCACACGCUUUCCUCAUACUCCUCAUGACCUUUUGGGCACUUUCAUUUUUUCGGCCUAUUGCCUCGACACACUUCCGCCAUCUGGUCCGUUCUCAGGUCGCGUCAAAACGAUGUAUUGGAACAGCUCAUGAGGUUGAGAGCACGAACGUCAGUCAUGCCAGGUUUAUUGCGGAAGCACCAACCAAGGCUAAGUGGCACGAUUCUGGGCACGACGUUGAGAAGGGAGGGACUCAGGCGACGGGGGAUGACCUUGACUCUUUGACGGAGGGCAAAGGCAAAUUAUCUCCAACCUCAUCACAUCUGUUCAAGCUCAUUCUGCCUCUUGGCCCCUUACGAGCACAAAUCAAUUCAACAAGCCAGAAUCAAGAUCGUACUGUUCCUACAAAGCCACCGCCACCGACCAUAUUCCUCUUACACCCCUCACAGCCGCUCUCGCACGUCGCGCGGCUCAUACUCGCCUCCCUCGCUCCAGCGAGGCCCUCGGUGUCAUUCCGGAGCAGGACACCCAAUGGUAGCACGUUCUCGUGGGCAGGCUCGACCGACGUUGGCCACUUCAUCCGCGAUGCGGCCCGUGCAAGCGAGUUUGAGAUCUGCAUCGGCGAGGACGCAACGGGUGCCGUUCCAGACGGCCAGAACGUGCAGGCGAGAAUUAGCGUUGAGGUACCGUCGUUUGAAAGCCGGACGCGCUUUCUUCGCCGCCGGCUGGUAGUGGUCCAGGAGGAGCUCAGCAAGAUGGAGGCGCUUAAGCACCAAUGCGAUAUUGAGGCGCGCCGCGGCGCACGGAGAAUGGCGAUGGGUGGCCUUGGCGCGCUCGUCGUAUACUGGGGCACCGUCGCGCGGCUGACAUUCUGGGAUUUUGGAUGGGACGUUAUGGAGCCCGUCACAUACCUUUCCGGGCUCUCAAUGGUGAUUAUGGGAUACCUCUGGUUCCUUUACCAGGGGCGGGAGGUGUCCUACUCAUCGGUGCUGCAGCGGAGCGUCUCCACGCGACGCGAGGCAUUGUAUGAGGCACGCGGGUUCGAUAUCGAGCAGUGGCUCGAGCUCGUGGGCGAGGCCAAGGCGCUGCGCAAGGAAAUUGACAAGAUCGCGGAGGACUACGACGAGCGGCUCCAUCAAGAAAAGCAGGAGGAGGAGGCCUCGCACACGCAAGAGCAGACAACGCGCGAGGAGGCGGAUAGCUUGGCACACGAGUUUCAGGGCGAGGUUGACACGGACAAAGCGUCGGCGGCCGCGGAUCCUGAGGCCAGCAGGGACACGGAGGCAAAAGCUGAUGGUGAGAGGAAGCUGUGAAGUGCUGUUGCGAGCGCAUGAACUGUGGAUAAGUGGGGACGUUAACGGACUACAUAGUGGGGCUUUCGCAGAAGAGCACCCAUUUGUGGUAUGUAGGUUGCAUAGCAUGUGUAUAGCGUGGGUGCGGCCGCCUUGAGUGAGUCGAGUUCAUCUCUCGCUUUCGCUCUGAAUGGGUGCUGCACGGAGUGCGGACGUCCUUGCGGAGACCCGAGGAAACGUGGGUGAGGAAAAUCUUUGCAGUGGAGACAGUGCUCCUCAGGACCUUCUUUGUGAUAUUCGACAAAUUAG
Molecule: messenger RNA, 1748 nt
Organism: Laetiporus sulphureus 93-53
Lineage: Eukaryota; Fungi; Basidiomycota; Agaricomycetes; Polyporales; Laetiporaceae
Exons: 4
Coding region: 195-1460 (421 amino acids)
Biological process (GO): mitochondrial calcium ion homeostasis; calcium import into the mitochondrion
Cellular component (GO): uniplex complex; mitochondrial inner membrane
Molecular function (GO): calcium channel activity; uniporter activity
Source: RefSeq, a predicted model, not a curated record